AUGAGCAAUGCAAAGGGAACUAGGAACUACCACAAGAACUUCCAGGUGAAGAGGAGGAGAAGGCGCGAGGGGAAGACGGACUACAAGCACCGGACGAACAUGAUUCGGCAGGACUCGAACUCAUGCGGGUCUGUGAAGCACAGGCUGGUUGUGCGGAUAACAGGCAGCAGGGUUAUCUGCCAGAUUGUUGCGGCGUACAUGGACGGAGACAGGGUCAUGGUGUAUGCAGACUCGCGUGAGCUUGAAAGGUAUGGAAUCAACUUUGGGGCAACGAACUACUCUGCAGCAUAUGCGACUGGGUUCCUGAUUGGAAGAAGGGCGCUUACAGCGAUGUCUCUUGACGAGGUGUAUAGGCCGAAGGAGAUUGACGGCACGUACAGCGUCACCAAGGACAUUGAUGGGGAGAAGAAGGCGCCGAGGGUGUUUCUUGACAUUGGACUUGCAAGGUCGACGCGGGGGGCUCGAGUGUUUGGGGCCCUGAAGGGAGCAUCUGAUGCAGGCCUGAAUGUCCCACACAGUGCGGCGAAGUUCUAUGGACACAAGCCGGACGGGAGCUUUGACGCAAAGGAGCUGCAUGACAGGAUCUUUGGAUACAACAUCUCUGAGUACAUGAAGCAGCUUAGAGACGGAGACCCCGAGAAGUACAAGACUCAGUUUUCCAGUUACAUCAAAAAGGGCAUUGAUCCAGAGGAGAUUCCGCGAAUCUAUAAGAGUGCUUUUGACAAGAUUGCAGAGGACCCGACAAGAAAGAAGAAAGAGACAAAGGACUAUUCCGGGUUCAAGAAGUACAAGCAGGCAAGACUUACAUAUGAGGAGAGGGCGAAGAGGGUGCAGGCGAAGCUUUCUGCAGCUGAGGGCGAAUAA
Messenger RNA from Encephalitozoon cuniculi GB-M1, 864 nucleotides. RefSeq names its product ribosomal 60S subunit protein L5. The record is from RefSeq and is marked provisional. Bases 1 to 864 code for a protein of 287 amino acids. The transcript is spliced from 2 exons. NCBI's taxonomy places the organism in Eukaryota, Fungi, Microsporidia, Unikaryonidae. Gene Ontology annotation, molecular function: structural constituent of ribosome; 5S rRNA binding. Gene Ontology annotation, cellular component: cytosolic large ribosomal subunit; ribosome. Gene Ontology annotation, biological process: ribosomal large subunit assembly; translation.